Larimichthys crocea (large yellow croaker) is the source of this 3603-nucleotide messenger RNA. It is a transcript of the gene dclre1a, whose product is annotated as DNA cross-link repair 1A (PSO2 homolog, S. cerevisiae). The record is from RefSeq and is a predicted model, not a curated record. Lineage: Eukaryota; Metazoa; Chordata; Actinopteri; Sciaenidae. The transcript is spliced from 9 exons. Gene Ontology annotation, biological process: double-strand break repair via nonhomologous end joining; interstrand cross-link repair. Bases 359 to 3121 code for a protein of 920 amino acids. Gene Ontology annotation, molecular function: 5'-3' DNA exonuclease activity; damaged DNA binding.
CGGAUUUUUUGGUCGUAACUUAAACUGACUUAAUUAUUAUUAGAGUAUGCACAUUUUACAGCCUUUAUUUCGCAACAACUAAGUCGUUAAAGUUGGCGAAAUAGAUGCAAUGUGCUGCUCUUUUUCCUCUACUCUGUCUUUACUACAUUCAUUGUAGUCCUGUGGCGGUAAGAGGAGCUACACGGUAAAGAUAUGUAGCUUUAUAUCGACUAUAUCUCGUAAUUAACGUAUUGUAAGUGUUUUUAUUUUGUCAGUAGUCGUUCAUAUACUUGUGAUGUUAUCCAACGUCUGUCCGUGUGUAACGACGAGUGCUUUAAAGGAGGUUGCUAGGUAACGUUAGGGACGUUUUUAGCUUCAGAUGUCACAGAAGGACGAGUGUGAAGAUGACAUUUGGGAGUAUAAACCUCUUGAGAAGAAAAGGAAAAGCCAAGAAUCACCGACUGUGAGAAGAUGCACCACCAGGAAACCCCCCAGGAGACGAGACACCUCUGUCAAGUCAAGUAACAGGAAAGUAAAGACAGGUGGAGGUGGAGAUUGUAGUAGUAGUAGUAGUGCUACUGCCUCAGAGUCACCUCCUACUAAUGACACAGUGCAAGAUGGAUCAUCCUCUGGAGACCAUUGCCCCAUCUGUCAGAUGCCCUUUUCCAUUCUGGUGGUGCAGACUCAAAGGUGGCAUGUUGCUGAAUGUCUUGACACCCCCAGGGACACAUGCAAAGAAUGUCCAGAUGGCCUCCAGUGCUCCUCCACCAUACCAAAUCAUUACAAGAAAUUCAACCACACACUCCUGGCUCACAGUCGAGCAAACGGUGACUCAGUCCUCCUCAGUCAGUCCCAGCGGGCAGAGACCAGUGGGGAGAACGGCAUCAGUUAUCUCCCUGGACAGAUAAACAACGAGGCGGAUGGCUCUAUUUUAGAGAGUUCACAGGACAGCGUUCUCAGUCUUUCUGCUGUAUCCAUUCGCAGUGCUUCCCCUCACAGUGAUCACACUCCAACUAAACCUACAAAUGGCCUACUGUUUCUUCGCUCACCUGGCCCAGAGGAUUUCAAGAAAAAGAAAGGAUGGUCGUCCUCCACUAAAAACAAAAAGUCUCUCAGUUCUUCCCAGGAAAGUAGAACAGAGCUUUCAUCCUCUCCUGUGAAGGCAGAAAGUGUGACACAAGCUUGUGAAGAUUUACCCAAAAAUGAACCUUCCCCUGACUACGAUGAUGCAAUAUCCUAUUCUCCUCUUUCUGAGUUCCCUGCUGAGACUGAAGUCACCAUUAGUGAAAGUAGGAAAGCUCUUUUCAAUCAUGAUGCGUCUGAAAAUGAGGUUGAGGAUUCAAUGGUGCUGUUCAGUGACGGUUUCUCAAGUGAAGAUGAGCUCCUGACUGAAUUUAUAGAUAAUAUGGACACCAAUAAUGUGCAGGUAAAGAACACUGCUUCUUUAAACACCCAGCUGGACUCAGUUACCUCAUUACCGCCCACCAAUCAGCCAGGUGCCUCUAAAGUUGUAAAAGACAGCUCUGAUUCUACAGGUGGAAAAAAAGCUCAGCUCAGUCCAUGUAAGAGCAGCAUUAAAUCCCCACAAAGUAUUGUUUUAGAGCGGCUGAGAGAAACUCUUCUCAGCUCAGAUAGCCUGUGUUUAAAAAACCUGAAUGAAUCAGAGCAGCCUCACACAACUCCUCAAGUGCCUUCAUCACAAACCUCUGUCAUCCAGCAAUCUCAAACUAUGCCUCCUCAGAAGGGCCAAAGCAAGACAGGUCAGGCCUCCUGUCUGAAGCAGACGGACAUCGGGGUGUUUUUUGGCCUCAAACCCCUCAAAGAGAAGGAGAAGGAGGCCGACAGCGGACCAAAUGAUCUCAACACCCCCUCUACUCCAACACUCGGUGAAAACUCAGGACAAAGACGACCAAGGAGAGAAAGGCAGAGAAGAAAUAAGUCUGACAAGACUGCAGAUACCUCACAGGGCGAACCGGCUGUAGAUAAUAGCAAUGUCGCGGCCGUACAAGGCGAAACAGGGAGAGGUAGGAACACCUUUAGGAACAGAGGAUGGAGUAGAAGAAGUAGGUGGAACAGAGUGAACGCUGAUGGAGAAGUGGAGUUACCACGUUGUCCGUUUUACAAGAAGAUUCCAGGUACGAAGUUUGUCGUCGAUGCUUUCCAGUACGGAGAGAUCGAGGGCAUCACUGCCUACUUCCUCACACACUUCCACUCAGACCACUACGGAGGACUGACCAAGAAUUCCACAGUUCCAAUCUACUGUAACAGAAUUACAGGGAACCUGGUGAAAAGCAAACUGAAGGUGGCAGAGCAGUACGUCCACAUCCUCCCCAUGAACACCCAGGUCACUGUGGAGGGAGUCAAGGUCAUCCUCCUGGAUGCUAACCAUUGUCCAGGAUCUGCCAUGCUGCUGUUCUUCCUGCCUGAUGGACAGACAGUCCUCCACACUGGAGACUUCAGAGCCGAUCCCUCGAUGGAGACCUACCCUGAGUUACUCAGCUGCAGGGUGCAGACGCUCUACCUGGACACCACCUACUGCAGCCCCGAGUACACCUUCCCCAGACAGCAGGAGGUCAUCAAUUUUGCCGCCAGCACGGCUUUUGAGUUGGUGACACUCAACCCACGUACGCUUGUGGUGUGUGGAUCUUAUUCUGUGGGGAAAGAGAAGGUCUUCCUGGCACUGGCAGAGGUCCUGGGGUCUAAAGUAUGCCUCUCUAGAGAUAAGUACAACACCAUGUGUUGUCUGGAGUCGGAGCAAGUCAGACAACGUAUAACCACCGACUGGAAGGCAGCCCAGGUCCAUGUGCUGCCCAUGAUGCAGCUCUCCUUCAAAAAACUGCAGGAUUACCUGGCACGCUUUUCAAGGCAGUAUGAUCAGCUGGUGGCCUUCAAGCCAACGGGCUGGACCUUCAGCCAGCAGGUGGACUCAGUGGAAGAUAUUCAGCCUGAGAUCAGUGGCAACAUCUCCAUCUAUGGAGUCCCAUACAGCGAGCACAGCAGCUUUUUGGAGAUGAAGCGGUUUGUCCAGUGGCUCAAGCCGCUCAAGAUCAUCCCAACGGUCAACAAUGGAAGCUGGGCUAGCAGGAAGGCUAUGGAGAAGUGCUUCAGUGAGUGGAUCAUGGAAGCCAAAGCCAAACUGUAACAUGGUUGCCAGGAAACUGUGUUUGCAGCCGACCUCUCUGCGGCUCAUCGGUGACACUUUUGUUGCUCCCUUUUAGCAAUAUAAUUUUAUUUAAUUGAAGUCAUUACUGAGCUCAGAACAAGUAUUUCAAUGUGGAUCGAGGGGUCGAGAUGAAGUAGUUCAACAUACAAUGAUCCAUGAUUAUUCACAUCCAUUUAAAAAAGGUCUGGAACUGAUUUAUUAUGAAACUUUUAUUCACAAUAGCCUGAACUAAAAUAACUGAGAACACUGAAAGCUGUUUUGUGUAAACAUGAUCUGAGGUCAUACAUGAAUCACGUCUACGAUGAGACCUGUGUCAGUCAGAAGUAUUACAUGUUGCAACUGAACUGAUUGCAUGUUGCCACUUCUACUGUUCAAUACUGCUGCUUUCAAAUUGUGCAAUUUCUCUGUAUUUUUGUCUGUAAUUACAUUUUAUACUGAGAAAAUAAAUAUUUUAAAGCGUU